Gadus chalcogrammus (walleye pollock) is the source of this 1614-nucleotide messenger RNA. It is a transcript of the gene rgs9b, whose product is annotated as regulator of G protein signaling 9b. Bases 534 to 1604 code for a protein of 356 amino acids. The transcript has 14 exons. The record is from RefSeq and is a predicted model, not a curated record. Lineage: Eukaryota; Metazoa; Chordata; Actinopteri; Gadiformes; Gadidae. Gene Ontology annotation, biological process: G protein-coupled receptor signaling pathway; regulation of G protein-coupled receptor signaling pathway; intracellular signal transduction.
AUGGCUCGGCUUUCUGAUUCAUUUGAGGCUUAAAAAUCCACUCUGUAUAUGUAUUUCGAGUUUGUUGUGUGUGGUUGAGACAGAUGUGAGUGGAUUAAACAGAUACACAAUGAAAACUGUACUUCGAAAGGUGUAUGAAUUUGAGUGGUUCGUUUUGGUGUUUCAAAUGUGAACACGUUAAUAGGGUAUGAAUAUAAUCGGAUAGUUUUUUCUUUUAUUGUGACAGCAUAAACCCAUUUUUAUGAUUUCUGAAAGGUUCUAGUGCAAUGUCGCCAUCUCCCGGCGGUGUGGGAAGUUGAUCGUGUGAUGGAAUAGAAAAUAAGGCUCUGAUUGGCGGGUUCCCCCUCCUAUAAUCCCAGCAUCAGAUGAAGAGCUGCCUGCUCGCAUCUCUCCCCCAGUGUCUUCACACACCACAUUGCAAAGUGCACACUUGCCGCUCAUACCUUUGUCUGUGUGUGUGUGAGUGUGUGUGUGUGUGUGUGUGGUGUAUGUGUGUAUGUGUGUGUCUGGGAACGUGACAACAAUAAACAAACAUGACAAUCCGAAACACAGAACGGGAUCAUGGGCAGAGGUUCCGACCACGGAUGGCAUGUCUGAAGAAGGCGGAGGCGGUGCUGCUGGAGAUGCAGGAUCCCAAGACGGGGGUGAAGUCCCAGCCUCAGCGCCUGGUCAUCACCACCAUACCCCACGCCAUUAUGGGAGAAGAUAUAGUGGCAUGGUUAGCUGACAGAUUCAACAUUGACUUCCAAGAGGCCCGGAGUGUGGGCUGCAUGCUGGUGGCGUUUGGGUACAUCUACCCCCUGUCAGACCACAAGCGGCUGGUUCUCAAACCCGACGCCUCCCUCUACCGCUUCCAAACGCCGUAUUUCUGGCCGGCGCAGCAGUGGCCAGUGGAGGACACAGACUACGCAAUCUACUUGGCCAAGAGAAAUAUACGCAAGAAAGGCCUCCUGGAGCUCUAUGAGCAGGAGCAGUACAACCAUCUCCACAAGUGGAUGAACCACAAAUGGGACUUCAUCGUCAUGCAGGCUAAAGAGCAGUACAGAGCGGGCAAGGAGAGAAAGAAGCCAGACCGUGUGGUGUUUGACUGUCAAGAACGUGCUUACUGGGUGGUCCAUAGGCCAGCGCCAGGUACCGUCAGUGCGAUGGACUAUGGUUUAAACAGACUGGUAGAUCCUAAUGCAGUGGAGACAAAAACCCCAGACUACUAUGGAAGAAUCAUGAUCUUUGACCAGCAGUCCAUCAUGAGGCCCAGGGUGAAAUCAUCGGUGUCCAUCGGAGGGUUGGUGAAACACUGCACCACCUUUAAACACCACGACCCCUUCCUGGCUCCGUGCCUGCCGAGCAACCCUUGGGUCAGCGAUGACGCCUCCUAUUGGACUCUGAACGGGGCGCAUGUGGAGGUUCCCAGCAAGAUGCGUGUGGAAAGGUGGACCUUCAGCUUUGGAGAGUUGCUUUCAGACCCUCGCGGACGAGAUGACUUCAGACUCUUCCUCAAGAAAGAAUUCAGCGGGGAGAACCUGGCCUUCUGGGAGGGCUGUGAGGACCUGAAGUGGGGGACGGCGGCCACCAUGAAGGACAAAGCCCAGCAGAUUUACAAGUAAAAGAUGAACG